CUUCCGGUAGCAGGUACGUCCUACUGAUCUCUAUACUCUAUCUGACCUUCUGAACAAGAACGUAUAUGUUAUUCACUCUAUGUUCAAACUAACCGCUUUCCUUUCAAACAACUACGUAUGGUUCUCUUCAUGGAAGGUUAUAAUGCAAGAGAUAUGAAUAUCCCUUAUUCAGAGCUAGGAGGAGAGCGAUCUCAAGCCAUUGACAUCGACUCGGUAAUCAAGACGUUGCCUUUGGAAAUAGAUAAAUCUUUCGUUUAUCAUCCAGACGAAUUAAACCUUACCUUACUUGCUAGUGGGUUCUUUGGAGAUGUGUACAAGGCCUACCACAAACGUACAGAUAGAACGAUGGUUUUGAAAAAGGACAAGCUUUCAAUUCAAGAUAGGAGUAUAUGUGAAAAUGACCUGAUGAGUGAAGCAGCCAUCUUGAGUCGAAUGUGUCAUCCAAACGUGAUCAGAUUUCUGGGACUUUGUAUAGGAGAUGAAGAGGGACAAAUGCAUCUUUUAAUUGAGUACAUUAACGGCGGAAACCUUGAGGAACUAUUGAUGAACCACGAUGAAGUGCUAGACUGGGGAACUAGAGUUUAUCUUGCUCGGGAUAUAGCAGAUGGAAUGAGCUACUUGCACAAGAAAAGAAUAAUCCAUAGAGACCUUGCUUCAAAGAAUUGUUUAAUUCAAAUUGCCAAUGGAGCGAAAUAUGCUGUGAUUGCAGACUUCGGCUUGGCAACAUAUCUACUAGAUAACGAUCAAGGUGUACAAACAGUGGUAGGCUCACCUUACAAUAUGGCUCCAGAACUACUUAGAGGAGAGACAUACAAUAACAAGGCUGAUGUGUUUUCAUUUGGCAUAAUAAUGUGUGAGAUUAUUGGACGAGUACAAGCAGAUCCUGAUGAACUGCCAAGAACAGGGGCUUUUGGACUUGAUGUUGAAAAGUUCCAGACAAUGGUAGAAGAUUGUCCAAUAGAGUUUUUACAUACUGCUGUUUGUUGCUGUCAAGUGGAUCCUCAAACUCGUCCAAGUUUUGCAGCAACACUCAAGCACAUUGAGACGAUUCUGACUGAAUAUCCUCGGAGGCCAGACAUUCCCCUUGAAACUUUACAUGGUGAAAAUGCUAUCGAUUCACAUACUAGAGAUACCACCUGUGUCAGUAGUACUAAUUGGAGCUCUAGUACUAGCUCAUCAAGUUGUUCAUUGUCUCCUGCAUGCAUUUUGAAAGAUGAAAAUGGCCAUCGACAGAGAAGCAAUAGUGAGAAUAAGCGAAGAAUGUCUUGGAUAUCUGGACGUUAUAAGCUUUUCCAUUCUGCAACUGAUGAUUUAUUGAAAAAUACACCUGCUAAGUUAAUGGGAUUCUUUAAGAAUGUAUUAGGUUUGAGGAGUAAGGAAUUGAAUGUUCAUACUAAAGGAAAGAAAGACAGUGAUCAAAGCUCUAGUUAUCCAAAACGAAGGUCACAGUCAUCAUCUGUAUUAACACGUGUUUCUCCUCUCCCACCUAAAGACAUUUCUUCAUUAAAUUAUGAUUUGAAUGAAAACCAGACUGAAUUUACAACAAACCAACRUAAAUCUGCAACUGAUGUAAAUCCUUCCAAGUCUGUCUCCUGUCCAGGAACACCAGGCUUAUCUAGCAGUAGGCGUGCUCUUCCCUCAAGACGACAUACCAUAUCUCCCUGCUCACCUAUCUACUCAAACAUUCCUGAUUUCAACCUGAGCAUUCAUUCAGAAAAAUCUACAUCUACUGAAAGAGGUCAGUAUGGCACCCAACCUGAUGUUGUAUCCAUGUCUUCAGGGUUUGACUCUAUGCCAGAUAGCUCAUCACUUUGCACUUCAAACAAUGAAAGUGCAUCUUUUACAGACAGUGAUUUUUCAUCAAGGACAUCAAGUUUAAGAAGGCAGGUUUCUCUUCAAGAAGAUGAAGAAGACCAUUUGAGCACUCCUACUUGUAAAAACAUUAAAACACCUCACUUUGAUCGUUAUGGAAGUUAUUCAGUGAUUAAUGCUGAAGCAUCUAGCAGAAUGGCUCUAGUAAAAGAGAUGGAAAAAGACAACAAGGUGAUUGGCUUAAAAUCAACCAGUCCUGAUAAUGUAAAGGCCAAAAAGAGAUUACGUUCCCCAAUGCUUUUCUCAUUUCUACUUGGAAACAGAAGCAAAAGUAAGGAUACACCAUAAGCACCAUACAUGGUAUAUAAAUUUCUAUUUUUCUUAGUUAAAGAAUUAAAUAUAUUUUAGAUUAGAGUAAGGGCUAAUGCAAGAAUUAAAUAUUCUAAAUUAAAGUGCACUGAACCUCUGAUAUAACACUUUGUUCAUUGUAUAUGAAGUGAUUAUUUAGUCAUUUGGGAAAUAUUUCUUCAUUUCAGAGUAAUGCGUCUAAGUUUUAAAAGAUAAGAAACCAACUAUGAUAAUAGUUUCUAUAUGUUGAUUAAGUCCUUUGAUGUCAAUGCAGUCAUUGAGUUUAUCAUAUGACCCGUACGACCCUGCUCGCGCGCUCUAAUAAAACCAUUGGAAAAAGUCACGUGAUGGGGGCCGGACGGGUUGACGUAAGCGGGCCGGAAAAACCCAUCCGGCCCUGCUCG
Molecule: messenger RNA, 2564 nt
Organism: Actinia tenebrosa (Australian red waratah sea anemone)
Lineage: Eukaryota; Metazoa; Cnidaria; Anthozoa; Actiniaria; Actiniidae
Biological process (GO): protein phosphorylation; actin cytoskeleton organization
Cellular component (GO): cytoplasm; nucleus
Molecular function (GO): ATP binding; protein serine/threonine kinase activity; protein tyrosine kinase activity
Source: RefSeq, a predicted model, not a curated record